Symbiodinium natans is the source of this 5073-nucleotide messenger RNA. NCBI's taxonomy places the organism in Eukaryota, Dinophyceae, Suessiales, Symbiodiniaceae. The record is from the annotation of a GenBank genome assembly.
AUGUCAGCUGACUCCGCUGAUGCCUGCUUUGCGUCAAGAUUCUUGUCUAUUCCAUUUCUUUUUGAAGCAGGGAACAACGAGUUUUGGGGCUGUGGGCUGCGGGAACCCCGGGAAUGCUUGCAGGCGCAACACACUACGAGCCAGGGCGUCAUGUACGAUCUCUCAUGUGUUCCCCAAUUGCUCUCUGAAGUAGGGGCGGUGCUCAGUGAUAGUUUCCAUGCGACUUGGCAUGAGCUGCUUCGGUCAGAACUCAGUGCUCGUGCGGGGCUGUCAGCACAACGUGGUCGAAAGCGGGCGAUCGAUGACCAGCUUGAUGACGAUUGUCCCAGAAUGGGCACGGCAAGUGUCGAAAACCUUGCCUCCAGUUCUUCUUCGGCAGGGAACCAGUUUCACGAGAUAGACAUCCAGUGGCCCCAGCCGCAGCCGCCUCCUAGCGAUGCCGAAUCGCCUGCUGCGACUGUGUCCGUUGCACAACAGCCCAUAGAUUAUCGAUCAGCAAAGGGUGUCCUUGUGCUGUCUGCGUGUUCUCGCCAGGAACGUGAAGGGUACUUGGCAGGCCUGGAUCAGGAGAGUUUGUUGCAGGUGGCCACCUUGCAGUCGACAGUGCUUGCCCAAGAAAGGGUGAAAGCUGAGAAGUGGAAGAAGGACAUCGCCAUGAAGAACCAGACAAUCAGGAGACUGAAAAUACAGCAUUCCAAGAAAGAGGCGAAGCUGCUACAGCUGCAUGAUCGCAGCGACCCUCUCGACAUUGUCAGGCACAAGGGCCGCAAGCUAACUUGGAAAGGAAGUUUGGUUUUGGGUUUGAGGAAGAACCUCGCCUUAGUCUCAGCUUCGAGUUUUCCUCUUGCCUCCUUGAUUGAUCGCCUCGAGUCGCUGGACAGUGAACGUGAGGAUGCCAGUCUGCAGAUUGUUGAGCGACAGCGAGAGAUUGAAGAGAAGUAUGGGCGACAGGUGACGUCCCAGGACAAUGCUUGCCAUGAUGAUUUGGGCCUGCCUCGUGUUGUUGCCGAGCAGUCACAGAUGCCGCAAUGGCUGCGCCUGCACUGCCCGGACACGGAAGGGAUUGACGGAACAUUUACCCUAGGUUGCACUUUCUGGUCUGGAGAUGCAACAAAUUCGUCCAUUUGGAACAAGCAGAAACUGCAAGGUUUGGAGUUUUCAAGCUCUAUCAUGGUCGAUUGGCCAGCGCUGCGGCAGAACAAUCUUCAGCAGGCUUUCAGGUCGGAGCUGCAGGUUUGUGCAGAUGGCACAGCUGCUGGUAACCACGGGAUUGUCCAGAAGCAGCUUGCUGCCGUGGGCCUGCGAGACUGGGAGCAGAUUCGAAGUCUGAUGGAGACACACGAACUUCCAGCUGACUACAUCCACAUCUUUGUCAACGUUGGUGAUUCCGGCCCGGAUCAGGUUGGCAUGCGCAGCAGCCUGCACACGCUGUUUGCGAGGGAUGACUACAGCAACCUGCUGCUCUUUACUGUCCCAUGCUUGAAGCACCAGUUUCAUCUGGCAGCGCGCGGGCAGUUAUCCCUGGUGGACUCGUGCUUGCGCCGCCUUCAGAAGUCGUACCGUUACUUUACCAGUGUGGCUACCACCAGUCACACAUGGCGGUCUCACCUCAAGAAAGUGCGGUCGUCUUGGGUGUAUCUUCACGAAGGCGACGACAGGUACGCCAACAAGCGAAUCUUGUUCAAGGUACCGCCCAUUGCCAUUGCUGGCCGGUGGGCAAGCAUUGACAGCGCCCAAGCGGAGCGACGAUUAGUGAUUGCUGCUUUUUUGUGCGCCGAGGAGUUUUACUUGGGAGCCGGCGUCGACAAUGUCCUCGAGGUUCUGCGACACGCUUUGCAGAAAGGUGGCUCUGCACAGACGCCUGCGUCCAGUAGGCCUGCUUUGACGGACACUGACACAACUGGAAGCGUUCUGGAUGCUUUGUCCUUGGAAGAUGCAAAAGCAUACCAACAGAAGACCAGUAAAUACGUGAGCAACACUCUUCGCGCGGUAUCUGACGCCUGCUUCUGGUACCUCAUGAGGGUAGCGCAUGAGACCCGCCAGCCCUUGCUGCACUUCUACCGUAUGCUGGAUCGCCGACCGCAGCCGGACAAGAUCCAGAUGCCCGUGGUUGACUUGUUGUGUCGAGACAUGUGCACUGUGAUGGCAGAGUUCGAGUCUUUGCUGUCUGGACUGGAUGGCCUGACGCAGGCAGCGGCGCAAGAAGCUUCACAGGUGUCUCCGCAGGGACUGGCAGAAGACGUGACAAGAACUCUGGCUGAUGUGGCUUUACUUCUGCUGCUUCACAACGCAGCAGCCUUCAGUCGACGAGUUUGCUUGCUCUUUUCCAGGUGGCCCUGGCCAUUGUUCAAGCUGCUGGAGCAUCCCUUGGAUAGAGAGCUGCAGUCUCGCAAGGAUGUUGCGAGGCUCUUGCUAGAUGCACCGGAGCAGGAGUUAGAGUCAACCACUUUGAAGAUUCGCGCUCGCUGCAGAGUGGAUCUUGAGAAGGCGCGCGAUGACGGUAUUUUGCAGCCUGGCUCAUGCCUGCAUGCUCUCCUUUCCAUGACUGCUUUGCGAGUGAAGCUUCACAGUGGCAGCAUGGAGAGCCUCAACUCAAUGGUGAAGACAGCGAUGUCUUGCGGCAACAACGCGAGGAUGACGUUGGAGCUGCUCUCCAGCCGCGUCAAUGCACGCAAGACACUGACGAUGAUGUCUCCAGGGGUUUCUUUGCAGGACGUGCGGCCGGUGGCCGACAAGUUGGCCCGGUCCUCCAUUCUCUACCAGGGUUUUGAGACUGAGGUGUUGCAGACGCAGUGGCGCUGGACCCCCCCAGAGCCCAGGCCACUGCCGCCGAACAACCCGGCAAAGCACAGUCCUGCCCUGACGCUAGGUCCAAAGCAGCGACGCGCAGUGCCCGUGCAUACCAAGCUUCGCAGAGCGUUGCAGCUGUCUCGUGACCGUCCAGUGGAGGAUGGCCGUGGAUUCCUCGUAGGGGUACACAUUGGGCAGGUGGACACACGUGGCAAUGCCAAGGUCUUCUUGCUUGCGGAGCUUUCUGCAAGAGUGUGUUGGCUGUUGCAAGUGCUCUGCGGCGCAGACACGGAGCUCGCUGUCCUGCCCACCACUUUGACCUUUGUGUCUGCUCUGGAUGUUUUGGCGGAGGCAAGACCGGACAAGGACAGCGCCCGUGAUUCCUGGCCAGAUCUUUCGGUUGCUGUGUUUCAGCGAAGACCCAUACCUGCGGACAUGCUGCGCGCUUUCCCGAACGCCGCCUUUGCCUUGGAAGUGGUUGAGAAGACCCGUGAUUCCGGUGAACCGCGCCCGGAGGCUGAGCCUCAAGUUUCUUCGCGUGCUGCUCUGCGAGAUGACGCUGAUGGUCCUGAUGGUUGCGGCGAUGACGACGAGGAACAUGAUGGGCUAGCAGAGGAACUUCAAGAAAUAGAGGCCGAGCUUUCUGGGGGCUGGCAUGACGACUGCGCAGACGGAGAGUCUGUGGCAGCGGAAGGCAGCGAGGAUCGCCGUGACCUCGAUGACCUGGAGAACGUUCACCGUCGCUUUGUAGCUGCUGCAGUCGAGCGCCGGAUGGCUGGAGAGGCAGCCGACAGCUUGCGUGGUGGGGACGCGAACGUGGAGCAGAGAGCUGCGGGGGAAGAGGACGAGGACGUGCUGGAGCUGGGCUUUACGGACAUCGACAACGCGGUGACGUCCUGGAAGGCGGCUCUGCAGCAGAGUGUUGCUAGCUUGACGCUCAUGGACGCGGGCCAGCGUUACUUCGAGCCGGAUCGCUUAGAUUCUUGCCUGGGCAACGAGGUGUCUCUUUUGGUACAUCUAGCAGAAGAUGCUCUGGAAGUGGACUUUGUUACAUGGGUGAAGCCGUGCAGACAGCUGCAAGGGAGGACCGUGCAGCUUGAUGAGGAGAACUGCGUCAUCCAGCCUUCCAACUUCCAUGCCAAGAGGCCUUUCCGCCAUAGCCUUGUCAUUUUGCCUGGUGCUGGCGUUCGGUCUCGCCGCAAGACGCGCGAUCGGAUGCCAACAGAUGCAGUGAACUUGCGCUCCAUCUGGCGGGCAGCCUUUGACGCAGAAGCCUGCCUGGAAGCUCUACCUUGCGUCGCCUGCCAGGUUGCCGAACCGGAGACAAAACAGUGCCCUAUGUGUUUGCUGGCAUGGCACCCACACUGCAGCGACGCUUGCAGCCGUGCUGCGGCAGCUGCCCUGGUGCAGCACUUUGUGUCGCCCCUUCGGGACCUACCUCUUGCGGCGGGUGACUUGCCAUUCUUCUUCUUGUCUGGCACUCAGUGCCAGCACGAUGAAGUGCCGCUGGACCUCAUCCAGCAAAAGUUAGCUGUGGAGAAUGGCCCAGGGACUUGCCACGCAAAUGCCCGAGCCUUCUUUGGCGGACGUGACACGACGCCUGGCACGGGCGAGCUCCUCUACCUGUUGCGCUGCUUGCUGGGAGUACUUGCGAACGGCCUUGUGCCCGGCAGGCUCUUCGGCGUAGUCUGCAGAGUCAAGUUGUCUGUGGAGGAUCGUGGCCCGCUGGCCUCUUGCUGCAUCAUGAACUCCAAGCCGGCGCAGACUGGGCAGCCCAAGCGACACGGCCGGCAGUUGCUGACCGUGCAUGGAGACGCUCGUGUCAUCAACUUGAUGACUGUGACGCAGGGCGGAAUGCUCAACGUGCAGAUGCAGACCAUGCCACCGCCGUCGGCGGCUGCGCCCGGACCGACCAGACCCACCUUCUCCCAUGGCCCUGGCGCUGCGGCGUCCACUGCCUGCGGCACAGCUGCACAUCACAGCGCGGCGACCGCUGCGACUUCCGGCAGUGUGCAUAUGGAGAUGACUGCUCGCGCUCCGCCCAAGCCUUUGCCGCGUCCACGUGCCUUCAAACGUGCGCUGGAAGUUGGUGACGGUGACACUCGUGACCUGUCUGGGCCAGUGCCAGUAGACACUCCGGAAACUUCGGCUUUUGGAAGCGAUGGGCCCCAGGAAGCUGCGGAGUCAGAUACCUUUGCUGAGUCGCAUCAUGAGCCAGACCCCUUUCGUAGCUCUCAGUCGCUCGGGUCUCUCUCCGAAGACAGUGAGGCACACGGCUUGUGA